Messenger RNA from Protobothrops mucrosquamatus (brown spotted pit viper), 2058 nucleotides. Its product is annotated as conserved oligomeric Golgi complex subunit 5-like. The record is from RefSeq and is a predicted model, not a curated record. Gene Ontology annotation, cellular component: COG complex. The transcript has 18 exons. NCBI's taxonomy places the organism in Eukaryota, Metazoa, Chordata, Lepidosauria, Squamata, Viperidae. The annotation marks the transcript as partial. Gene Ontology annotation, biological process: intra-Golgi vesicle-mediated transport.
GUAGUUGCGAGGCAUGAGGACUUGCUGGCACAAGCAACUGGCAUAGAGUCUUUGGAAGGUGUCCUUGAAAUGAUGCAGACCAGAAUCAGCGCCCUGCAGAGCACUGUUGAGAGGAUCAAAGCCAAAAUUAUUGAUCCCUACAACAAAAUCGUAUCCCGCACAGCGCAGUUAGCCAGGCUUCAGGCUGCCUGCGACUUGCUGAGGAGAAUAAUACGGAUCUUGUACCUCAGCAAAAGACUUCAAGGCCAGCUCCAGGGUGGAAGCCGAGAGAUCACCAAAGCUGCUCAGAGUCUCAAUGAACUCGAUUACCUUUCACAAGGGAUAGAUCUUUCUGGAAUCGAAGUAAUUGAAAAUGAAUUGCUUUUUAUUGCGAGAGCUCGACUCGAAGUAGAGAACCAGGCCAAACGGUUGCUUGAACAAGGAAUAGAGACUCAGAAUCCUACUCAGGAAGGAACCGCACUUCAGGUUUUCUACAAUCUUGGAACCUUAAAACCUACAAUUGCUAAUGUUGUCGAGGGCUAUUGCGCUGCCUUGGAAGAAAAUGUCAGCAACGCUUUGGAUUUUAAAGUUCUGACUCAGCCUUCUCAAGCCGCAAGAGGAGGUCCUGGCCGAGCAGCUAUGCCCACCCCAGGAAACACCGCAGCCUUCCGAGCAGCUCUCUGGACCAACAUGGAAAAACUGAUGGAUCAGAUCUGUGCAGCUUGUGGACAGGUGCAACAUCUGCAGAAGGUCUUGUUGAAGAAAAGAGAUCCGGUUACCCACGUGUGUUUCAUUGACGAAUUGGCAAAGGAUGGCCAUUCAGACAUUUUGUACACUUUCUGGACAGCCGUGACUCAAACUCUGGCUUCAGAAUUUCAGAAAGCAUCUGAGACUUCCAUGUUUUUGAAGCAAGCUUUCGAAGGCGAAUAUCCUAAAUUACUGAGGCUGUACAAUGAUUUCUGGAAGCGUCUUCAACAAUACAGUGAAAAUAUUCAAAGAAACGUUAUAACGAACGGCGGCCCCGAGCCCUUAUCGGAACUUCCACAAAUAGAUGACGAUGAACAGGACAUAUUCAUGCAGAAGAAACAAGAUUAUGACCCGGAAAAAGCACUAAAAAAUUCCUUGCAACCUUACGAAGCUGCCUAUCUGUCAAAAUCCCUGUCGCGGCUCUUUGAUCCCAUCAACCUCGUAUUUCCUCCGGGAGGUCGCAACCCCCCAUCGGCCGACGAACUCGACAGCAUCAUCAAAAUCAUUGCGAGCGAGCUGAAUGUGGCAGCGGUGGACGUAAACCUCAGCUUUGCGGUAUCCAAAAACGUGGCGAAGACCAUCCAGUUAUUUGGCGUCAAGUCUGAACAACUUCUGUCGACACAGGGAGAAGCCAGCCAGGUGAUUGGCCCCUUAACCGAAGGGCAGAGAAGGAACGUGGCCGUUGUGAACUCGCUCUAUAAAUUGCACCAGUCCGUUCUAAAAGUUAUCUCCAACCAAAGUGGGUUUCCAACAGCUUCGGAGGAAACUGUGCACGCUGCUUUGAAGACCAUCCACGAUUUAAUGGGCACGGCUGUGCAACCUUUGCUGGACUCGGUCGGCGACUCCAUACAAGCUAUUAUCAUGACCCUUCAUCAGGAAGAUUUUUCGGGGUCCCUGCCUCCUUCGGGAAAGCCGGACGUGCCUUGCUCUCUGUACAUGAAGGAGCUGCAGGGGUUCAUCUCCAGGGUCAUGAACGAUUAUUUCAGGCACUUUGAGUGCUACGAUUUUGUCUACGAGAGGACGGAAGGCAUCGCGCAGAGGGCCAUCCAGGUCUUCAUCCGCAACGCCAGCCUGCUCCGGUCUCUCGGCGAAGGAGGGAAGAUGCGGCUGGCGGCCGACUUCGCUCAGAUGGAGUUAGCCGUGGCGCCCCUUUGCAGACGAGUGUCUGACCUGGGCAAAUCCNGUGCCUCCUCCUCCUCCAACAGACCCAUGCUCUUCCAGACCAGCGAGCAUAUUUCCAGCAGCCCAGCGGUGGGAGACAUCAUUCCCUACAGUACCAUCAUCCAGUUCUUAUUUACGAGGGCGCCUCCCGAAUUGAAGUCCCCAUUCCAG